Venustampulla echinocandica is the source of this 1668-nucleotide messenger RNA. RefSeq lists its product as uncharacterized. The transcript has 3 exons. Bases 1 to 1668 code for a protein of 555 amino acids. NCBI's taxonomy places the organism in Eukaryota, Fungi, Ascomycota, Leotiomycetes, Helotiales, Pleuroascaceae. The record is from RefSeq and is a predicted model, not a curated record.
AUGGAGUGGCAGAUGCAAAUUGCGCGGGGAGAAGGUCUUUACGGCAGGAGAUGCACCUCACCGCUAGCCCCUGAGAAACCCAAGCCGGGCUUGCAGGUACAAGGUAAUCAACUGGGAUCCACCUCGCGUGAUACAUCCUUAAGCCGAGAGGAUGAGCUACGCCGAGAAGCACGAAGCAAAGAGCGACAAGCACAAGAGCAAGAGUUGGCCGCCGCCCUCGAAAAGGACAAGAAAGCACUAGAGGCACGUAAAAUGCUCAAUGAUGCAAGAUUCGGUGAAAGACUCCGCGCACUAGAAAAGCCAGUGCAUGAAAACUCCACCACCACCACCGACAAAAUCAAAACCGAGCACGAGAGAGAUAUUCUAAGAAGACAAUCGAUCUAUAGAAGUAAGAUGGAUAAGCAGUAUGAAGCUCUUCAGAAGAAACUGAAGCUUGUGCGUGCGGGAAUCGAGCCACAGAAGCUUCUUGAAGAUCAGGAUUUGCAGAACCUAGAGGCCAAACUGGAAGAGGAGUACAAGACGAAGCUGAUGGAGUUAAGGACUCUGUGGGAGAACGAGGACUUGGCAGCCAAAGAAGGUCAGCAUGAGUCCUUGCAAAAGACCCGUGAACCUUCGAACUUGCAAUCACGCCACCCCGUCUCAGCAAAGCUUGAAAACCCUUUACACGCUCGGCGCCUGAAUUCCCAACAGCCUUCGUCGUCGACCUCCCCAAGCGCCCUUCCGUUUCGUGGCGUUCUUAGCGGACAUAUCGAAAAGGGGACAACUGGAGAAUAUACGCUGAAGUCGCUGGUGGCGAAAGAAAACGCUCCUCCAACUUCAGGUGCUCCAAAGGAAUCAUUUGUCCAGUUGUCGAAGAACGACCUUUUGAAUCUCAAACGAAGGGAGCGCCAACUUGGAACGGAGCCCUUUUCAACAUACCUACUAAGUGAUGCAUGUUACAGCUCGCUCUCGCGCCAACCCAUCCCACCAUCGGCUGAAUGGUACAGAGACCCAAGAAAUCAUCUGAAGUGGAACAGUAGUAUCAAGGACCUAAAGGACAUAAUUUGCCAGGGCCUCGCAAUCUCUCCAGCCGGCUUCGACGAUCUCCAUAUUCGCUUGGUACAAUCUGGCAAAAGUUUCGGCUUUGGCCUCGACCCCAGUCCACAAUUGGUGGUCGAACAAGUACAUCUCUGUGCCGAACACAACGCCAUUCGGGUAUUAAAAAGCAAUGAUUUCAGAUUUGUUGACACAAAGUGGUUCGAUGAUACAUUGAGAGCCUUGCUAUUUCAAAUCCGCAUUCAAGCCAUACGUCUGGAUAGAGUGUACCCCAUCAAGCAGGUGCAAUACUACGAGAAAGAUGGUUCGCUUUUUAUAUGGAAUUCUGAUAGCAGUGAGAUGAAACUACACCUUAAAUAUCAAGACUGCUUCAAACUCUUCACGCAGGAUAAAAAGCUGGCUAAGCAAUUCGAAUACUGUUUUUUGCGCCCAAGACAUGUAGAGAAAUUUUUCUACAAUCCUACGAACAACAUAGCCUAUUUCCGUCGUCCCAUCGAGGGUGGAAAAGGAAAUAACAAUCUCUGGCUAGAGUUUGACACUGCAGAAACCUUAAAGGCUUUUGUGGAGGUUUAUACCAAAGGAUGGCCAGAGCAGAUUGCCCUCUCCCGAGAUUUCUUGUUUUUCCCCCGCUAG